AUACUAACUUGUAGUAUGGUAUAGUAUAACCAGCAUAAUAUUAAAUUCCCUGUUUGAGGAUCAACUAAUAUUACGUCAUUUAAAUAAGUGAGCUGAAAAGGUUUUUAAAAACAAGAGAAAAUAUAUCGAAAUAAGGAGGAAAAUGAGGUGGUUCGAUGGUGAUAUAGCAGCUGCUGUUGCAAAAUCAAAAUCCGACAAAGCCGUUUUUGUCGUUUUCGUUGAAGGUAAAGAUAAUACUACACAAGAGUUUAUUCAGGCAUUGAAUAAUACCGAAGUAUCAUCGCGAUUGGAAUCAGAAAAAUUUGUUGCUAUUAAAGUUGAAAGUGAUACCAAUACUUUCACGUUCUUCACUGAAAUAUAUAAAUCAGUACCUGUUCCAUCAAUAUUUUUUAUUGGUGAAAAUGGUAGACCAUUGGAGAUAGUUGUGAAUAUUUCGUCGCCAUCGGAUUUGCUUUCAAAGAUUGAUUCCAUAUUAGCAAAAAUAAAUCAACAAUCUACAACAAAUUUAAUAAAUGCUGAACAAAAGGCACAUUCCUCUAGUAAUAAUCAAACAAAUAAUAAAGCACAAGGUACAGUAAGUACAGAUCCCGUGACAUCCGAUCAAACACCUGGCGAUGUAACCGUUAAUAAUGUAACGAACAAUCCAAAAUCUACAUCGGAUGAAGUGUCAUCAGCGGACAUUGUUCAAGAGGAAAGUGAUGAUAAAAAUAAAGAUGUUGAAAGAGCUAAGCUUUUAAUUGAACAGCAAAAUAAAAAAAAAGUAGAAGAGGAGGAAAGAAAGGAGAGAGAUUGCGAAAUUGAAAGACGAAAAAUGGGUAAAGAUCUACAAAAGUGGCGAAAGGAACAGCACGAUCGUCAAGUUAAGGAAGCUCACGAAGAAAGAAUAAGAGAAAAAGCUGCCGAUGCAGCUGCUAAAGAGAAAAUCUUAAGGCAAAUUAAUGAAGAUAAAUUAGAACGCAAAAGAAAAUUUGAAGCUAUUGUCCAGGAAAAGAAUAUUAAAAAACAAAAUAGAGCCUUAGAAGAUGCAGCCCGAGCUCGAACAGCAAUAACCACCGACAUGACAAAAGCUAGAAUUCAAUUUAAAUUUCCAGCAGGAAAUAUUUUAACCGGUACUUUCGAGGCAACAAGUACACUAGAGAAUUUAAGAACAUACGUAAUUCAGAAUUCUGAAUUGCCGUUUCAACAAUUUUCUCUAUCUGCAUUUUUUCCAAGAAGGGAUUUUACUUCUGAUGAUAACAAUAAAACUCUUUUAGAGUUAGAAUUAGUUCCCUCAUCAGUCCUUCUAAUUUUGACUAAUAAGUUUCAAAAUCCAAGAACUGUAAAAAAAUAUGAUGGUGGUAAUAUCUUUUCUUUUUUCUUUUGGACGCUUCUUACUCCAGUCAUUAGCAUAUACAAUUAUGUUAUGGGAUACUUUAGAGGCAGACCAGAUGGAGGUAAAACCGGCACUGAUAGCAAAAACAGAAUUACGGAAAGCUCAGCAAGUGCAGGAAGUUCAGGAAGCGCUGGAAGCUCAGGAAGCAUGGCAAGCGCGCAAUUAGGAAAUAUCAACGUGGAUUUCGGACAAUUUGCAAAUUUAAGAAAUAGGAGGUCCAAUAGUCAGAGAACAACAAAAAUGAAGUCCAGUGGAAAUAUUCAUACUCUUAAUUCUGAAGAUACAGAUAAUGACAAUGAUGAAAAUAAUACAUGGAAUGGUAACUCAACACAACAAAUGUAAUGUUCAACUAAAAGACAUAAGUAGUACAAUAUAAGAGUUUUGUACGAAAAAUACAAACGAAAAACUUAUGAUUUUUUCAUGCAUACGUUAAUUAAGAUUAAAAAAU
Messenger RNA from Ceratosolen solmsi marchali, 1820 nucleotides. Its product is annotated as UBX domain-containing protein 4. The record is from RefSeq and is a predicted model, not a curated record. Gene Ontology annotation, biological process: ERAD pathway. Gene Ontology annotation, cellular component: endoplasmic reticulum. Bases 143 to 1714 code for a protein of 523 amino acids. The transcript has 7 exons. Gene Ontology annotation, molecular function: protein binding. NCBI's taxonomy places the organism in Eukaryota, Metazoa, Arthropoda, Insecta, Hymenoptera, Agaonidae.